Molecule: messenger RNA, 4036 nt
Organism: Malaclemys terrapin pileata
Lineage: Eukaryota; Metazoa; Chordata; Testudines; Emydidae
Product: zinc finger protein OZF-like
Exons: 5
Coding region: 298-1968 (556 amino acids)
Biological process (GO): regulation of DNA-templated transcription
Source: RefSeq, a predicted model, not a curated record
GCCGCUGCGGGGACUCCGGCUCCAGGCUCCUGGCGAGAUCCCCGAGCCCCGGCGGCUGGUGCUGGGAGCCCGGAGCCCGGGCUGCAGCCGGGAGAGGGGAAUCUCCAGCAGGGCCCUUCCCGCUGCUCCCCAGGAGCCUCUCCCAGGGCAGAGCCCCCAGCCCGGCCCGGCCCCUUCCCGGCCCGGCCCCUGCCCCAGGGGGCCCCGCUCGGAGGGAAGGAAUCGGGGUGUGACAUGGACUGAAGCCCCUUCUGUAACCUCCCCCAUCGCCCCGACAGGCUGAGGAAUCACGUUCACAUGUCGCUCCAGAUCGUCCCGUCUUCCAGGAGACAGGGAAGGGAAAUGUCUGUGAUGGAGCCAGCUCAGAUGCCGGUGACCUUUGAGGAGGUGGCUGUGUAUUUCACCCAGGGACAGGGGGCUCUGCUGGACCCCGCUCAGAGAGCCCUCUACAGGGACGUCAUGCAGGAGAACUACAAGAUGGUGACCUCGCUGGGAUUUCCCAUUCCCAAACCUGAACUGAUCGCCCGGCUGGAACAAGGGGAAGAGCCGUGGGGGCCCGAUCUCCAGGCCUGCGAGGAAAGAAGGCUUCUGAGAUGCACCCGCACAUGUGCUGAGCGAGAGAGUGAGAACGAGGAGGGGAAUCAUGAUGAGGAAGUUCCUGGAGAAGUGCAACCACAGUGGACCUUUGUGGGAAGAGCUGAAGGGAAUUUUUCCCAGUGCUUGGAGCAGGCAGAAGCCUGGGGAAAUUGGCACAGGUCAGAGAGGCUUGUGGGCAACCACCCAAGGAAGAAAGUGGAUGAAUCUAUUAAUGGUGGAGGAGGAGACGAAGACCCCAGAGCGCAGCAGACAAAUUCCAAGGAAGAUACACCCUGUCACUGCCUGCAGUAUGGGAAAGGAUUCAUUUUGAGAUUACAGCUUGUGACACAUCAGUCAAUCCAUACUGGAAAGAAACACUUUCAAUGCUUGGACCGUGAGGAAAGCUUCAAUAAGCACACAGAACUUAAUAACCAUGGGAGAAGCCACACUGUAGAGAAGCCCAUUCAAUGCCUUGAGUGCAGGAAAUGUUUCAGGUCAAAAUCAGCACUAAAUUCACAUGAGAAAAGCCACACAGGAGAGAGACACCAUAAGUGCUUAGACUGUGGGAAAAGUUUCAAACGGAAGUCAGACCUUGUUAAACAUCAGGCAAUCCACACAGGAGAGAGAUCCCAUAAGUGCUUGGACUGUGGGAAAAGUUUCACUUGGAGAUCAUCCCUUGUUAAUCAUCAGGCAAUCCACACAGGAGAGAGACCCCAUAAGUGCUUGGAUUGUGGGAAAAGUUUCACAUGGAGAACAGGCCUUGUUAAACAUCAGGAAAUCCACACAAGAGAGAGACCCCAUAAGUGCUUGGACUGUGGGAAAAGUUUCACACGGAGGUCAAACCUUGUUAAACAUCAGGUAAUCCACAGAGGAGAGAGACCCCAUAAGUGCUUUGACUGUGGGAAAAGUUUCAUACAGAGGUCACACCUUGUUAAACAUCAGGCAAUCCACACAGGAGAAAGACCCCACAAGUGCUUGGACUGUGGGAAAAGUUUCAUACAGAGGUCACACCUUGUUAAACAUCAGGCAAUCCACAGAGGAGAGAGACCCCAUAAGUGCUUGGACUGUGGGAAAAGUUUCAAAUGGAGAAUAGGCCUUGUUGAACAUCAGGCAAUCCACACAGGAGAAAGACCGCACAAGUGUUUGGACUGUGGUAAAAGUUUCAUACGGAGGUCAAAACUUGGAAAACAUCAGGCAAUCCAUACAGGAGAGAGACCCCACAAGUGCUUGGACUGUGGGAAAGGUUUCAUACAGAGGUCAGACCUUGUUAAUCAUCAGGCAAUCCAUACAGGAGAGAGACCCCAUAAGUGCUUCGAGUGUGGGAAAGGUUUCAUACGGAGGUCAGACCUCAUGAAACAUGGAAGAAGCCACACAAGAUGUAAACCUCUGUGAGACAUGGCGAAAAAGUGUUAAGCAACUUGCGUGUAAUUGACUCAAAUUCAACCUUUAGACAGAUAUUUUAAAAGUGUCCCCACCUUAGACAAUCUAGAUUUUGAAAUGUAAACAUGUAUUGUUAAAGAUUUGGAAGAAGAGGGGUAAUUGUAGUGGUCUAUGUUUAGCUAUAUCUUGUUAGAGGUUAACAAUUUAUCCCAAGGGUUCCUGUGUUCUGUUAAUUCAGGGAUCAGUAAGUCAGAGAUUAUACCCGUUUCCCAUGCCACCUGCCCAAUUCUAGCUCAGUCUCAUUGAAUUCGCUGGGGGUAGGGGCUGAAGGAUGGAGGGAAUGUUUAUAGCUGAAAUUACCAAAAUGUGUUUUACAAGGUUAAUGUCAAUGGGAUCUGUUCCACUCUCCUGCUCGGACAUUUUCUCUGGGGAUCCCGGAGACGGAAAGGAGCAGGUGUUACCAUCUUGGCUACCAGUCCCCCUGGUGACUCUCUACACUAGCAAUUCUCAAAGUGUGGGCAGAGCAUCCCAGUGGAGGCACAGGAAUGUGUCAGGGGAGGCGUGAUCAGUGUGGGUUGGUUGGGUUUUUUUAAAGAGCACUGGCUGUCGGCCCUGGGUGGCUGCGGCUCAUGAAGAAGGAACAGGCCUAGCUGGGAGGUGGGAAUAAAUGCUCAGGCUCUCAAACCCAGGUGGAGCAGCAGCACAGAAGGGUGGCAAUGGGGUGAUAAGUCUUUUCACGUGGCCACCCCAACUUCUGUGCUGCUAUUGGAGUCCUUCAGAGCUGGGCGCAUCACCAGCAACUAUUCUGCCGUUAGAGCUGGGUGGCGAUAUAUGUGCUUGUGAGGAUGGGGGCAUAAAUGACCACAGACACAUGGAAGGGGGGGGUGAUGAAACACAUUUGAGAGCCACUGGUCUACACUAUUAUGAUCACGUUUAGAAAAUGAUAAAUGUACAAAGUAUGUCUUGUGAGAUAUCAUAGAAGAAGUCAUCAUCUGCUGAAUAUUAUUGUCUGGUUAAAAUGUGUCUCUCGGGAGCGUCGCAGAGCUGAAUCCAGGGGCCCCCCCGCCAUGGCCGGGAGUGCCAUGGAACUGAAGCUGGCAGUUCCCCCCAUCCCCAAAGCCGGGAGCAGCGGGCAGUCAGAAGGCGGCGUGGCCCCCCCCAUCCCCAAAUCCCGGAGCAGUCGGGAGGCUUAAGCUGGGAGCUCCAAUGCCCUUCCCCCGAAGCUGUGAGUUGUACUGGGAGCCCCCCUGCCGCCUGCACCCUGAGCAUCCCCCCCGCUCAUACACAGUCCUUAGCUACCCCCCUGCCCGCACCCAAAGCGGUUUUCAAACUUUUUGAACUGAGUCCCCCCCUUUGAAUUAUAUUUUUUGGUUGCAUCCCCCCACUACCCAGACAGGUAGGUGGCCUCCUGAGUGAGUCAGGGGGUGGGGGUGCCGUGCCCUCCCUGGACCUUGUUAUGUGGAACUGGCUUGAGCCCUGCCAGCCCUUGCCCUUCCCCCCCCCCCCAAAUAGAAGUAAAACUAUGCCUAUGCCCAAGGGUGUCCCCCGGCCCAGAGCCUCACACUCUGCCGCCCCUCCCCCCUGCUUGGGCCCUGGUGUUUUUAUAGGAUGCAGAAGGGGGCGUCAGCAAGAAAAAGGUUGAGAACCCCUGACCUGAAGGACGGCUGGACGCUCACUUAUGCCACAGACUGACUGUCGCCUGCCCCUCAGCUGAGGCGUGAGCUUCAAAGAGGAGAGUGGUAUAAAAACAUAAGUGAGAAUUGUCUCCAUUUUUACAUCUCCCCCAUCUUUACAGAAGGCAACAAGGUGGCUUUAAAGGCAACAAGGGCUUUGCACUGGGGAGGGCGGACCAAGGCUGGAAGGAAAUCCAGCCUGGGUACUAAGAACUGUGAACUGCCUGCAACAGCGGGUGGGGUCGGAAAUCCUGUUUGCUUCGCAUCUUCCUUAGCUUGGUAAAAUUUAAGAUUUAAAAUACAUGUUUUAAUUUUAUUUUUGUAACUAGUUCUGACCUUUUACAUCUUUCUCACUUGAAAACCCUGAAAACCCCCUUCCUUCAGUUAAUAAACUGGUUUUAGUGUUU